Neospora caninum is the source of this 9420-nucleotide messenger RNA. RefSeq lists its product as hypothetical. The coding region runs from base 1 to 9420 and encodes 3139 amino acids. Gene Ontology annotation, cellular component: membrane; Cul4A-RING E3 ubiquitin ligase complex. The transcript is spliced from 13 exons. Lineage: Eukaryota; Apicomplexa; Conoidasida; Eucoccidiorida; Sarcocystidae. The record is from RefSeq and is a predicted model, not a curated record. Gene Ontology annotation, biological process: protein ubiquitination.
AUGUCGAAGGCCGCGCUGAGCUGGCCGCUCUCUUUCCUCGGCGUCAGUGCCUCUCUCAACCUUCACCCGUCCGUCCCAGACUAUGUCAUCGCCGCUGUGAGAGAUCGCAUGAUGGUUGACCACGACCAGCUCCUCCCUAAACAGGUGGCGAUGCCUGUGUGCGACUCGCUGUCCGGGCCCUUGUGUCCGCAUCUCUCGACUCCGCGCGUUGUUCGCCGUGAGACUUCCGCCUCGUUUUCGGAGUCGUCGCGGCCACCCGAGAAGAGCCAAGACGCCGUCUUUGCCGCCGCACCCUCGACCUCCCCCCCGGGAGAGGCCUUCCCUCAGAAUCCGGACUUCUACUACGCCUACGUCCACCGCGUUCCUCUACGUCUGCCUGUCUCUCCACCCUCGCGAGACGACUACCCAGACAGAAGUUCGCCUCCAUCGGCUGUCGCCGACUCCGGGGCGGGGGCUGUCACUUCGCCUACUUCGUCUCCCUCCCUCGCUUCCUCGCUCCUGUCCUUCGCGGCCUCGUUCUUCUCUGCGUCCCGAGACGAAGCGCCUGCUGCGAAUUCGUCGGCCUUUGAUGGCCGCCCCACGCCCUCGACAGACGCGGCUGUCUCCCCCUUCGUCGACUGGCGAUUCUCUUUCAUUUCGCGCGAGAGGCCGAAGCUGUGUCCGCAAGCCCUGAAACACCACCCCGAGCGGUUCUACUCCACGCGAGGCGAAUUUCUCGAAAACGCCAUCGGCGACGUCUCCUCCUCCACGGCUGUCUCCGAGGCAAUCGCGUCAGCCAUCGGACAAAUCGGCCUCGGCCGAAAAACCCUCGACGAUAUUUGGCUUUCUUUGCCCCUGGGCUCUCUUCCUGCGCCUGGCCGUUCCCCCGCGGCCGCCCACGCAGUUGAAAGCUCCGCGCUGCCUGACUCCGCGGCCGAAGCGCAACGCUUCGUCUGCUUCGUGAAGAAACGCGGACGCUCCGAUCGGAAUGCAUGCGCCCUGGCCGCCGAGUUCCCCGAGCUGCCUCCUUCUCUCCUCCCCACCGUGGAGCCGUUUCCUCGCAGCUGGGUCGCCACGAGUCACAUCCUCACCUUCGACAAGUCCACAGCCCCCUUUGCGCAGCCGUUUCUCGAGACGGACUACGCCAGUGGCCUCCCGGCUGACGCCGAAACUCACUGGGAAGGCAUCUGGGAAGUCCUACCUGUGACCUACGAAGACUCCGCGAGCGAACGUGGACGCCAAGGGGGACUGGGGACGGCUUUUGCGUCGCCUGCCUGGGAGGACCUCGCCGGCUCACCAGCCACGAUCCCUCCUUCCCCGCCCCGUUUCUACGGAAGAGGCGACCCCGCACUCUUUCGGGAAGACGAGGAGACAGAACCCGGCGAAACCGAGUCGACCCCCGACGCCCUCCAGGACAAGCGCUCUCCCUCUGCUCCGUCUUCCCCCUCUGCUGCGUCUUCUCCCUCUGUUCCGUCUUCUCCCCCUGCUCCGUCUUCUCCAUCUUCUUCGUCUUCGCCUUCUGCGUCUGCCGUUCCUCUUCCGCGGCGUCGGAGGCCGCCGCAGCCUCUGAACACUGUCGCGGUUUUGUCUUCUGCGGAAGGAACGUUUGAGCACGGGACGUCCUUUGUGGUUUCCUCGAUUUGGAUUCAGGCGGUGAGGAACCCGUCUGAGUCGCGCGCGCUUCAGCGGCUGUUGCCGCGGCUCCUGUUUGUCGUGUCGGGCAUCCACGAAGACAAGGAGGUGUUUUCUGCGCAGAUUCCUCUCACGUUCCUCGCCUCGCGGACGGACCUCGCGCUGCCGCGCCCGCAAUCGGCCGUGCCGUCUGAGGAGCCGGCCGAGUUCGCCUUCGUCAAUCUCCUGGACUUCCUGCCCUACACCGUCACGCCGUGGACCCGCGUCGAAGCCCUCAAAUUCCGGUACGCGCUCCGCCCGCCCGCCCCGAGCCUCCACGGCUCCCCUGCAAACGCCCCGGGGCUCCGCGCAGGCUCGACUGCGCGCGGAGCGACUCUCGAACCGCUGCUCGCCUCCACGGUCUCCCAGAUCGCGUACAAAGUGGGCGUCGGCGGCCUCGUCGUGCACGUCGCUCAACGAAGCAACGGCGUGCGAACGGUGUACUACGUGGAUCGAAAGAGUCCGGAAGGCGCCGCGAUGCUUCGUUUCUUCGAGGCGAAGAGUGCGCGGCUGGCGCGGGACGGAGAGAGAACGGGGAGACCGGAGGGGCCAGCAAAGACGCAGCGGCGUUCGGAGGACGCGGACGCCCCAGAAGGCUCCCUCGGCCUUCCGACGUUGCUCUUCGGCGACGACGCGCAGCCGCCCAGAGACAGAAGCGAAGGCGAGGACCCGAGCGUGGACGGUGCAUUUCGAGAGGCGGUCGGCGACGCAGAGAGCGGCGGGAAGAAGUUCGCGACAGACACCGACCUCGACUUGAAACCCAAAGGCGAGCGCGGACUCCAGCUGACGCGGGAAAAGGUCAAACGCGCCAUUCGAAAUGUCGUCCUGGACAUUCUUCGGCCCGCCCUGGAUCCGAAAGUGUACAGGCGGGUGUUGAGUUCGAUGGCCCCGCUGUCUCCAAGGGCGCCGGAGAAACUGCAGCCGCUCAAGACGCUCGCGGCGACGCUGCCGUCCUCGCGCGCGGCUGCGGAAGACAAGGAAGAGGCUGAGGACGGCCUGGUGUACGCAGCAGUUAUGCGGACCCACGGCGACGGCUCCGGCGAGUUCCUUUGGCAACAAGCCGGCGACAGCUCGGCCGGAGCAGCCGCAUACGCCGACGAAGUUCGGCGGCAGAAGCGCCGGCAGCAGCGACAGAGCGGCAGUGCGGCUCGCGAGAAAGAAGAGUCUGAGAAAGAAAAGGGCGAGAACGAUGAUUUGGGCCUUGUCCGGAUCGGCGACGAGUUCGGAAAGGUCGUCCUCACUGCGGGCACCAACUCGAGUGUGGGGACUACGGGAGGCAGCAACCGCAGGCUGCCUCUUGCGAAAUACGACAACCUAAACAACUCGCUUGUCGACUUGCGCCUUCCCGCUAAAAGUGUCGGCGUGUACAUCCAGGAGGUCCCCGUCGAAGCCCCGCUCCUCUCCUUCAGUCAGGCCGACAGCCUCGGCCUCGUCUUCUGGAGAAGAAUCGGCUUCGACACAGAAGGGAAAUACCGAGACUCGACAGCGAACGUCAGCGGCGCUCUGUUAGCCGAUGUGAAGUCAGCCGUGUCGCAGGCCUUGCAGUCACUCGGCGCGAAAACCAAGGACGGUUCUCGCGCCAGUCCCGACGGCGCUUCCGGAAAGCCUUCCGCCGACGACAAAAAGGGAAAGGACGGCGAAAAGACAGGCGGAAAGGCCGGCCAAAAGGGAAAAGAAGCCUCCAAGGCGACUAGCUCUGUCAAGGGCGUUCUCGACACGAUUCUCUCGAUAUACUCGAGUAUUCAAGACCAACUCUCGGAUGCAGGGAAACGCGGAACAGGGCGUCGGUCGUCUUCGCGCGCAUCCACUCCACCCGCCGAUCCAGCUGCAACUGAAGCGCGCAAGGACGAACAGCGAAAGUCGCCCAGUCCCGUUCCUGGGACGAAACCUGCACACGCCGAUGCCAACCCGCACUCGCGACUUCACACGCUUUCAGCUUCUGGGGGGAACAGCUUGCCUUCGUCGGCGACAACUACCCCGGAGUUAGCUGAAGCGGCGUCUUCUGGGGGCUUGGCGUCCGUGGAGACUCCUGACGGGAGAGGUUUGCCGUCUCCGGCGAACGCCGUCGGUGACCCCGGUACGGGUUCGUUUCAUGCGAGCUCACCAGGAGACGCGGGAACAGGCGCACUGCCGCCGAGAUCGCCGAACGAUCCACUGCAUCUGUCGCCAGGCAGCGGCGGAAAAGGACGAGGAGCGGGCGUCGGGCAGCCUGAAGCUUUUUCUUUUUCCGUAACAGAUUUGAACAAAGCGACGAGCCAGCACGCGGAGGCGAAAAAGAAGGACGACCGCAAAGGGACGAAAAACGAGAAACCUGCGCCAGAGACGGAAAAGAAGGGAAAUGGACGUGGCAAGGGCGCGAAUGAACAGCCCUUUGCUUUGGGAUUCAUCGUGGGUCCCGACAAUCAACUGCGGCCACUGACUGUGGGGCCGGACGGGAACGGACCAGGCUUGGUUGGUCCAGAGCAGUUUCACGACAUGAUCCAGUCCGUGAUGCGCGAAGUGAACAUCCCGGAGAUGGCGGCGAACUUGGCGCACCAACUCGGCGUGGUGCAGGGACCGAAUCUGUCCAUGGGGCAGGCGGCGCAGGCGCUGGCAACGCACCUCGAGAACCGCCCGGGCGUGUCCGAGCCAACUUCACAGCUCGGCAAGCUCGCAGCGAUGCUCGCCUCGCAACUCCAGAACGCGUCAAAUUCCACGAUGCCCCAACAAAAGGAGCCUUCCCCGUCUGCGGCCGCUGCGCCGCCCCCCGUCAGCCCGCCUACGGACUUCUCGGCUUUUGAGCGGGUCGCCCGCGAGUUCACGGCGCAGCUCUUCUCUAAGCCGAAGGGAGGGCUCGAUGCAGGGAAAGGCGGGACGAAGGCCGAGGAGGCGCGCCAAGGGAAAGGCAAAAAGAAAGAUGCAGCGCACCCCCACCCAGCCCCGCCGUUUCCGCGCUCUCAGCCGUUCGCCUUUGCGAGCUCAUUCGCUGGCGGCAAUGCUCCCGUCCCGGACUUGGCGCAGGUCCAGGCGGCGUUUCAGGCGUUUAUGGGGAAUGCAGCCGCGGGCGCGUCCCCGCUGGCGGAGUUCCUCAAUCCUUCGCAGGGAGGCGGCCCAGGCGGAGCGCCCGGAAACAGCCCGCCUGGAGGCUUCGACUUUGCGAAUCGGGCUCAGAACAUGUUUGGCAGAGCCGCGGAGGCUCAGGGUGGCGGAAUGCCAGUCUUUGCGGAACUCCUCGCUGGAGGAGCGCCUUUGAAUCUCAGCGACUUGCUGGGGCAGCUCGGCCGGCCGGGAGGGACCGCGACAGACGAGGAAGCCAAACGCACGAGCAAAGCACAUCCCAAGUACCGCUCGGCGAAACAGAAUAAACACAAAAUACACGGGAACCCCGCGGCCCCGACAGCUGCGCCAAAUGCAUCCCGAGGCACCAAAGAUGAAGUCUCUUUGGAACCCGAAACUGCGGUGUCGCCGCCACCAACGCAGGCCGAGAAUUCGGAGUACGUACACGAAGCUCCUGCCUCGUCUUCCGAUACCGUCAAUGCCGCAGGCGCCCGGCCGGGCAACGCGGGAGGCAUCGCAGCUUUGUCCACGCCGGAAGUGACACGGGAGACAGUCGAGGAGUUCCCAAGUCGCCUUUCGGAGUCGAAUCUGGAAUCGAAUCGUCCGACCGCCGUAUCCUCGCCGGGGCCUGACGGUGGAGACGCACUGGCUUCGCCGCAGCCCCCGCAGACAGGUUCCGUUUCGCCGGCUCAGCCACAAGGUGCGGCUGCCCAAGCAGUCGUGCGCAAUCCAGAGACUUCCGCUGGAUGGGUGCAAGGGGCGAGCCCUGCGGGAGUUGACCGAAACGCGGUCGAGAACCAGAGAGCGGAACCUCGGGCGCCUACAGGGUCGCCGCGUGUCCCCAAUUCGGGGGUGUCCAGCGAAGAACCCGCCGCGGGCCCCGGCUUAACAGUGGGGGAGGAGGCGCCAGUCGCCUCCCUCGAGGAAAGCCGAAAGAAGCUGGAGGCGCUGCGGAAGGCCACAAGAGCAGAGGAAGCCGCAAAAAAUGCCGCAGGACCGCAGUCGUCGGACGCGCCUGCAACCGCCUCGACGGAUCGACGCCCCGCUGUCGGGACAGCGCCUUCCCCUCGGGCACUUCCCCUCCACCUUCCCGCGCCUCAGCCCGCUCCCGAUGUCUCCGAGCCUUCGACGCCUCCUCCCGAGCGCGUGGAACGCCCUGCUGUGCCUGGAGGGCCGACCUCCAGCGUGGCGGCGCCGCUGCACCAGGAGCGGAGCUGGGCAGAAUCGCCCUCUUCCGGCCUACGCGCAUCAGAGAUCAGCAGCGGGAAAGUGCGCGACAGAACGCCUUUAUCGCCAACUUCCUCCGACGCAGCUAGCGCGCCUGCGGCUCCGCCUGUUCCCUCUUCGUCUUCGACCCGUGUCUCCUCUCCUUGGCCGCCUGCGGCUGCUACCUCGGCGUCUCCUCUGCCGCACUCAGGCGUUCCAGCGCAAGGUGACCAAGCCGGGACUCGGACAAAUCCCCUCCCUGAGGCGUUCCAAGAGACGCCGGCCGAACAGGAAGAAGUGCACCCUGCGGCAGACAAGGACAGUGACGCCGGACAGCCGCCUGCCUCGGGAAAAAAGGAGACGGAGGCGCCGCCGGUGUUGCCCGCCGCGUCCGUCUUCUCCAUUUGUUGUCUUCUCCUCGGCCUCUUCGUCUUCGCCUGUUUGGCCUCUGCAGGCGGGAUCGGCGGCGGCUCUGUUUUCGUCGCCCUUCUCGUCGGCCUCGGGCGCAUGCAUCUUGCCUACGCGAUUCCCAUCAGCAAAGUGAUGGUUUUCGCGGCUUCCUUCGCCAGCUUUGUCUUGCAUCGGAAACUCGAGCGGCAAACUGCCGAAGACGCUCGGGCAGUCGCACAGGACUGGGCGGACUUGCUGGUCCCUCUCGCGCUGUCGGGAUCCCUUGUGGGCGUCCUCCUCAACACCAUUCUCCCGGUCUUCCACCUCUUGCUGCUCCUCUCAUGUCUCUUGCUUGGUCUCUCGGCUCGCACCAUUCUGUCUGCGAUGCACAUUUAUAAAAAGGAAACGUCUCUCUCCGUCCAACAACCUUUCGAAGAAGUCCUGCUCCCGAGCCCGACAACCUCCCCUCGCCGCUCUGCGUCUUCGGCCCUCUCCCCAGCGUCCUCCGCCGGGACCUCGCGCACAGCUUGUCCGCGGGAUUCGCGUCUGCCGGUCGAUGCGCCUCGGCGGACCUUCGCUGUUGCUGCGUCGCACUGCACAAACCCGCCGUCCCCCACGCUCUUCCCGGAAGAUGUCCGAGACCUUGAGGAGGCGCGCGCGUCUUUCCUCCAGGCGAAUGGAGACGGCGAGGACGGCCGAGAGCCCCUCACACCUGCGCCAGGCGCGCUGGAUGUCGCCGUCGCCCUCCCUGAGGAAGACGGCGGGUCUCGUGGCGAAGAGACACCCGAGCCCGUGAGGCCUGCACGCCAGCGGGGAGAAGCUGGAAAUUCGUCCUCACCGCGCGAGGCAGCCGAGGACGUUCUCGCGUUGGAUGAAGCGGCAACGUUGAAACGAAGGCAGUCGGAGUGUCUCGGCUCGUGGCCCGAGAACGGCGCCGCGUUCGAUAGAGCCCAGGCGAAGGCGCCUGGCGGCGGAGGGACCGACCGGAGACGGGAGCGGAACGGCGACUGGAUCCCGUUCGCGGACGGGUUCGAGGAUCCCAGCUGGGAAGCGGCCCAGAGGCGAGGCGCAGGCGGGCAUCAGGGGGACGGCGAGGGGAGCGCGUGGAGACAGUCAAGUGAGGGGGGCGAGAGAGACGGCGAGGCGACACUGCACGGGGCGCGGCGGGGCAGAAGAGUGGACGAUGCCGGGAAAGAAGAGAACAGAGGGUCCAAAACGGGGAUGACCGAUUCCCGAGAAGAGAAAGAAGCACGUGGGAACUUGGAAAGCUCUCCAGCGCCCGACGCGGGUGCCGGCACGGUGAGUGGGGGUGCGUCGUCGUCGCCUUCGUACCCGACCUUCCCUCGGUUUUACUCGUUGGAAGACGAAGAAGAUCUAUCCCACAUCUCCUCGUUCAUGAAUCAAACAGAGGUAUCUGGCGAGGAUGCAGCGCGAGGUCUUCCGGGCUCCGGGACGUUGUCGACGAUGGCGCUCGACCCCGCCCUCGACUCCGAGCUGCUCGCGGCCUUCCCCGCCGCAAGGCGCGCGCCCAAGGGGCCGCUGUCCACAGCCCUGCAUUUCCUCCGUUCGGCCUGCGAAGGCAUCGUUUCUUCCUCUGUACCCACGACCGAGGAUGGGGUGUCUCCCUCGGCUUCCACGCAAACGAUCGAUCCGACGCUGCUGCUCCCCGCCACGAGUCGCGGCGCCGGGGCAGUGGACAGGUCCAGGCUUCCCCCCUUCGCGUCCACGGAACAUCUGGCCUCGUACCGGAGUGUGUCCGGCGAAGGCGCGGACGUGGCUGAGCAGGGCGGCCGCGAGACAGGCGACGCAGGUUUCCGUGGCAGAGAGUCUCUGGCUGUGGCGACUUCCGUGCGCUUGCUGCGAGUGGCUGGGGGUGCGCCGGGCGUUGCCUUUCGGUGUCCGGCGAUCGCGGGGCGCUUCGCCCGGCUUCGCGCUUCUCCCGGGUACCAGAAGGCCCACAAAGCGGUCUUGCAGGUCGAGCGUCUCUGCUUCCAGGGACCCGCCGACAGUCCUCACUACUUUGUGCUUCUCUUGUUGCUUCUGGUCAACGUCUUUGCGAGUUCGCUCCUGCAUCUGCUCCUCCAGCACGGAAACCGCCGCGCGGCGGCGGUGAUAGCGGCGCUCGCGUUCCUGCUCGGGCUGUCUGUACAGCUCCGGCUCUCUGUUUUGAUCUUCAGAAAGCACUUUCCGGCCGGAUCUGCGCCACCGGCUCCGACGUUCCAUGAGGUGCUCUCGGCGCUUCUGGCCGGUCUUGGGAUGCUGUGGAGCUGUCUGAAACGCCUCGCCAAGGCGACGGGGAAAGCGUCGAGGCUGCUCGCCGAAGGCGCGCAAAGCGCUUUGCGAAGGUCGGGCGUUCUGGCCGCCGCGACUCCCGCCUCCGUAUCCUUCCUGCAGCACGACGCAACUGGGCGAGGCUCCAUCGAAAUCGCAGAGCUCUCCGUCCGGGGCAGGCCGCGAGAGAACAGCGGGAACCCGUUCCUGUGCGCCGUCGGGGACAUCCAGGAGAUCCAGUUGCCCGACGAAACGGGACACGAAGGCAUGGCUCUCGACUUGUCCUCGUUAACGGGAAGUCGCGACGACCGAGGCGUCGCGUCUUGGAGGACGUCAGCCAGCGACGGUGACUCCGGUUUCCAGGAGACCUCGGAGCGUCGCCACCCUCCAGGGGCGGAUCAUGCUUCCGCAACGCCUUCGUGGAUUUCUCUGUGCUUUGAAGGCGAUGGCGGCGCGCCUGUCUCUGCGCUCCCCCCCCUGCUGCUUACGCCGCUUAUCGGAUUCGUGACAGGGAUUUUCGCGGGGCUCGUUGGAAUUGGCGGAGGCGUCGUUUUUUCGCCCUUCCUGCUCCUCAUGGGCAAUGACCCCGUCUCAGCUGUCGCGACAGCGUCUGCGUGCGUGGUCUUCACCUCUGCUUCGACGUCUCUUCAGUUUCUGCUGAUUGGUCGCCUGCCUCUCCUUUAUGCUUCUCUCUUUGGGCUCGUCGCCGCUUCCGCAGCGGCCUGCGCCACGUGCGGAAUCCACAGACUGCGACGCGCCGUGGGAGGAAGAAUGAGCAUCAUUGCUGGCUGUGUCGCCUCUGCAGUCACGCUCGCUUCCGCUCUAACCCUGUGGAGAUGCAUCGAAGUCGGCGUGUAUGGCGAAUGA